UGAUUACCAAACAUUUGGUUUCGAAACUACUUUAUACAGAGGUGAUGAUUUAACAAGAAUGCUAAAUGAGAGAAUAAUUAAGGAUGAAAAUAAUUCAAUUCAGCUGUUGAUAUACACUAACUAUUUAGUAAUAAGAUAACAAAAAUAGUAAUUGGAUAUCCUUACAUAGAGACAGAAUGACUGAAAUUGAAAACAAAUCAACAGAAGAAACAUUGGAACAUUGUGCCAUGCAUGGAACAAAGACCAACAUGACUCAGAGGGAGCCUCCAGAACCACCAAACAAAGUCCUCAAAAUUCAGCAGAAUCUCAGAACGUUUUAUGUGAACAACAGAAAUUUCAUUUUGCAAAUGAUAAAGAUUCUCCUUGUCUUAGCAUAUGCUGGAUAUUUUGGCUAUGCAAUGUAUUUGGAUUUUCAAAAGAACAUCGCUCUGUUUGUUCUCACAAUAUGUGUUAUAGUGCUGUGGAUGUAUGAAGUCUUGAAAACAAAGUAUGGGGCCCAAGUGCAAGAUGGAAUUGGAAUAAAACUGGAAACUCUUCUUCAAAAAGUGUCGCCAUAUCAUAGAUGGGUGCUCUACUUUAUACUAUUAGUUGGGUUUAUUGUAUUCCUGGUGGUUGAUAUGAGAGAGCGACCCAAUCAGUUGAUAUCUCUAGCAGGCCUAUUCCUGUGCAUCGUGGUUGCCUUCCUGCUAUCAAACAACAAGGCAAAGAUCCUAUGGAGACAAGUCAUUGCAGGUCUUGCUAUGCAGUUCAUAUUUGGGCUAAUUAUCUUGCGUUGGAACUACGGUCUCAUUGCAUUGAGAUGGGUAGGCCAACAGGUGGCGUUAUUUAUAUCAUAUACUGAUGCUGGAGCGCGGUUUGUCUUUGGUGAGAAGUUUAGAGAUCAUUCAAUGGCUUUCCAGUCUAUGCCAGCUACAAUAUUCUUCGGUGCUGUGAUUGCUCUUCUCUUUUACUUUGGUGCCAUACAGUUUGCUAUAGUGAAGAUUGGCUGGUUGAUACAGAGUGUGAUGGGCACUGGGACAGUGGAGUCAUAUGUGGCUGCAGCUAACAUAUUCUUUAGUCCAACAGAAUCUGUAGUCACAGUCGGCCGCAUAUUGAAGGACCUCACUUCAUCAGAAAUCAGUGCCAUCUUUACCUGUGGUCUAGCAACUAUUGCUGGGGCAGUUAUGGCUCUGUAUAUAACAUUUGGGGUGUCUGCCAGCCACUUGGUGUCCGCCAGUGUGAUGUCUGCCCCUGCAGCUUUGGCCAUCUCAAAGAUCAUCCACCCUGAGACAGACAAAUCGAAAUUUGCAAGAGUUGAGGACAUAACGUUUGAAAAAUCGAAUGACACAAAUGCUAUUGAAGCUUUCUCCAAUGGUGCCUCUGCAAUGGUGAAGGUAGUUGCCUUUGUACUGGUAAACAUGAUUGGCUUCAUUGCUGGCCUACAGUUUCUCAACAUGACAGUCACCUGGUUUGGAGAGAGAGUUGGUGUAGAAAAUCUCACACUCCAGGGUAUCUGGGCAUAUAUCUUCAUGCCACUGGGCUACCUAAUGGGUGUAGCAUGGGCAGAUUGUUACAGAGUGGGGGAACUGAUCGGCAAAGGUAUCUUCAUUAACAGUUUCCUCUCUUACCUGGAUCUUGGACAACUCAUCAGAAACAGAGAGAAUGGAGUCCAGCCCUUCAUAUCUCAAAGAUCUGAAGCAAUAGUGACUUAUGCUGUAUGCAACUUCGCAAACUUUGGCUCUGUAGGAAUGAACCUGGGAUCCUUUAGCGCACUAGCACCUUGUAAAAAGACCACUUUGUCUCAGAUUGCGCUGAAAGCACUUGUGGGUGCCAACCUUGCCAGUUUUAUGACAGCUUGUAUAGCAGGGCUAUUGUAUACAGAGUAACGAACCAGAUAGCUGUGACAUUGAAAAGCAUGGAUGGUAUUAACAUACAGUACAUUUUCAUCAAAAAUGAGACCCAGAAAUAAACAAUUAUAUCACAAAUUGAGAAGAAAACAUAAUAUUAUGGAGAUUAUGUGAUAAACCUGGACAAGUCUUAUUGUACCAUAGACUACUUUAACACAUGUGGAAUUAAUAAACUAAGGCCUUUAUUGGAAUGAAAGUUGAUCUAUUAUGGGCAAGGUGAGGCAAACUAGGUGAGGCAUCAAGCUACAGGGAUUUGAUACCACCGUUGGACUUCAGAUUCACUUGAAAAAUGUCUACUUUUUGUAGAAUAUUUCCUGGCUUGCCUAGUGCCUAAUGCAUUGUAUAAAGGAUCAAAGAAUGAAACAGAACUACAGUGUAUUUUGUAUGUGUAGAUAGCAACAUGUUUUGGUCUUAUUAUAGUCUGAUUAUGAACACUUUUUCAUAAAUUGAACAGCUAUGAGUUGGUUGUUUCAGAUGUACAUAUACUACGAUAUAUAUACUAUAAUAGAUAAACUCUUGUUGUCACUAUGAUAAAUAAAUUAAAUAACAAUAAAAUGUUGUAUUGUGUAUACAUAAUAAACAAUUAUCAAUAUUUCAAUAAGUAAAUCACAGUUCAUUCGUUUUAUUUCACCAAUUUUUAACAGUGUUUUAAUGCUUUUACUAUUGGACUAGUGACAAAAUAAAAAUAAUGCUAUUUGUUGGCUCACAUGGUGAAAAGGCCUAUUUCUCCAAAAAGGCAAAUGUAUGGGCAGGGAUCAAAGGUAUACAUGUAAAUAUACAA
Messenger RNA from Owenia fusiformis, 2667 nucleotides. The record is from the annotation of a GenBank genome assembly. NCBI's taxonomy places the organism in Eukaryota, Metazoa, Annelida, Polychaeta, Sabellida, Oweniidae.